Messenger RNA from Musa acuminata AAA Group (dessert banana), 1183 nucleotides. RefSeq lists its product as uncharacterized. The annotation marks the transcript as partial. The record is from RefSeq and is a predicted model, not a curated record. Lineage: Eukaryota; Viridiplantae; Streptophyta; Magnoliopsida; Zingiberales; Musaceae. Gene Ontology annotation, molecular function: ATP binding; protein kinase activity; protein serine/threonine kinase activator activity. The transcript has 7 exons. Gene Ontology annotation, biological process: protein phosphorylation.
GUGAUCGAUCUCCUGCAUUCUUCACGGGUGACGAACAAGAAUGAUCAGUGUUCGGUCACGUGCAGCACUGUUCGGUCACGUGCUCGUCUGCUGCUCCCGUGGCGCGCGCACUCUCUGGUUACGAAAUCUCUCUCUCCCCCUAAAUCUCGCGGUAGCUUCUCUGCAUCACGAGAAAGCCCUCUUCGACAAGCACUCUCCUCCUCCCAAUUAGCGAUUCCCUAUCCCCGAUCCGAUCGAACAAGGCGUCAUUCCCCAAUUUUCUCGUUCUUUCUCGCGCCUCACUUUCGGAUUCUUUGGUGUUGCUUCUGAUCUCAGACUGGAUCGGUUUCUAGGGAUUGAUGUCGCAGCGGUUCCCGCUGCGAAGAGAGCGAUGGAGAGGAAGAAGUAUCCGAUCCGCGCUGAGGAUUACCAGCUGCGCGAGCCGGUGGGGCAGGGGGUCAGCGCUUCGGUCUACCGGGCGCUUUGCAUUCCCCUUGACGAGGUCGUCGCCAUCAAGGUCGUCGAUUUCGAGAGGAAUAACAGCGAUCUGAACAACAUCUGUCGGGAGGCACAAACUAUGAUCUUGAUAGACCAUCCUAAUGUUCUCAAGGCACACUGCUCCUUUGUGAAUGAUCACAAUUUAUGGGUUGUCAUGCCUUACAUGGAGGAAGGGUCUUGCCUGCACAUAAUGAAGUCUGCUUAUCCCAAUGGCUUUAAAGAAUCUGUAAUUGCAACAGUGUUACGUGAAGUACUGAAGGGAUUGGAAUAUCUUCAUCACCAAGGGCACAUUCACCGUGAUGUAAAGGCUGGGAAUAUUCUAGUUGAUGCACGAGGUGGCAUUAAACUUGGAGAUUUUGGUGUUUCAGCUUGCCUUUUCGAUUCCGGUAACAGGCAAAGAUCAAGGAAUACAUUUGUGGGGACACCUUGCUGGAUGGCCCCUGAGGUGAUGGAGCAACUGCAUGGUUAUGAUUUCAAGGCUGAUAUAUGGUCUUUUGGAAUUACUGCUUUGGAACUUGCUCAUGGUCAUGCUCCUUUUUCAAAAUAUCCUCCAAUUAAGGCCUUGCUGAUGAACUUGCAGAAUGCUCCACCAGGCCUUGAUUAUGAAAGUGACAAAAAAUUCUCAAAGGAUCCUUCAAAAAGACCUACUGCACAUAAGCUGUUGAAACAACCAUUCUUCAAGCAAGCCAGAUCUCAGGACUACAUA